This is a messenger RNA of Ylistrum balloti, 1083 nucleotides long. RefSeq names its product neuronal acetylcholine receptor subunit alpha-5-like. Lineage: Eukaryota; Metazoa; Mollusca; Bivalvia; Pectinida; Pectinidae. Bases 1 to 1083 code for a protein of 360 amino acids. The record is from RefSeq and is a predicted model, not a curated record. Gene Ontology annotation, biological process: monoatomic ion transmembrane transport; signal transduction; chemical synaptic transmission. Gene Ontology annotation, cellular component: neuron projection; synapse; membrane. Gene Ontology annotation, molecular function: extracellular ligand-gated monoatomic ion channel activity; neurotransmitter receptor activity; transmembrane signaling receptor activity. The transcript has a single exon.
AUGCGUUUCAUAGCCUGGUUUGAUAUAUCUUGGGUGGACGAGUUUCUGAUAUUAAGUAAAGAUAUGGAAAGUUUGCUGAUUCCAAAAGAAGACAUCUGGUAUCCGGACCUUAGUAUUUACGAUUUACUUCAAAAUCCUCAGGCUGUAAGUGAGGGAACCAAUGUUAUUUUGUUCCAAAAUGGCCGUGUGUCCUGGUACCCUGGGCAGGAGUACACCACUAGAUGUGGAAUUGAUAUUAGAAAGUACCCAUUUGAUGUGCAAAAGUGUAGUUUUCGUGUAGGUGCAUGGCACAAUACAGCUUGGACACAGAAUUAUGUAGCCUCGGAGAAUGGAUUCGAUAUUUCAAGUUUCCGUGAGAACGGAGAGUGGGAAAUAACUGAUACAUCAGCAGAAUCAAUUCGGUUAUCGUUGUAUAACAAUUCUUUCAUAAUGUUUAGCAUCUUACUUAAACGGCGACCUCUACAUCCGGUUCUGAAUACACUUGUCCCAAUUAUCCUUCUCGCCUUCCUGAACACGCUAGUGUUUCUACUUCCGGCUAAUUCUGGUGAGAAGUUGACCCUGUGUGUAUCUGUAUUCUUGUCCUUCACCGUGUUUCUAACCGUGUUUAACGAUACAAUGCCGAAGAUGUCCACUACCGUAUCCUACCUGUCAAUCUACCUUGUCGGUCAGCUCGGAAUGAGUGUGUGUGGAAUUUUCAUGACUAUUUACAUUUGGCGAGUGAAAGACAGAGAAAAGGCAGGAGAAUAUGAAUUUGUCAAUUCUACAUCCAAAAACAUGAACCAAGGAGGAAUACACAGACAACUUUGUACAAACAACAAGGACAUUAAGGCUCUCCCAGCAGAAGAUGCCCUAAAGACGAACGGUUGUGUAGGAGACGAGACCGACUAUCGUUUGUCGUUCGGGGACUACAGCAGAGGGAUGUUAUAUGAAAAAUCCACGGGCAAGAGUUAUUGUAUAACAACAAUGGAGAAAGCCACAGAGCCACAGAGGAGUAUUGCACAAUUGGACAAGAUGAUGUUCGUGGUAACAUUUGGUUUUGUAGUAAUAUCUACAACAUCUCUUUUAAUAGCGUUGAUAAUAUGA